UUCCAGGUAAAGAAAACACUCUCACGGCACAGUUUGUGUUUCUGUCACCAGUUACAGCUUUACACGCAGUAAUAGAGGGUUUAAUGCACCUUCCGUGUUGUCGAGAGGCUUCGUGAAACGCAGCCCUGACUGGUGGGACAGCAGUGGGAACGGCCACAUUGGAUCUGGCCCGGUUCUGCUCUCUCAGGCACGUCUAAUACUGUCAUCACUUUUAACUGGCGGCGAUUCAGCUCCACGGACUGUAAAGGGUUAAAGAGACCUCCUCGAAGCUGCAGCUCUCGCUCCACCAGAUGGAUGCGUUUCAGAUCACAGCUACAGCCAAGUUGGCAAGCCCGUCUCAAGUGUGGUUUGAUGAUCUGCAGUUAGUCCGCCUCUGAUGGCAUGCCUGGCUCCUGCAGCAAAGAUGCAGGCUGCUGCCGCGGCUCUGGCUGUGCUGAGUGUUUUCCUCAGCCUGGACCCCCUGUGUGCUCAGCGGUCCGAAGCGAUCCAGCAUGACGGAAACACUCAGCGCGAAGAGGCGGGAGUGAAGAAGAAGAGCCAGCCGCACAUCGUGUUUAUCCUCAUAGAUGACCAGGGUUUCAACGACAUCGGCUACCAUAACCCGACCAUCAAGACUCCUACACUGGACAAACUGGCGGCGGAGGGUGUGAAGCUGGAGAACUACUACGUUCAGCCCAUCUGCACGCCGUCACGCAGCCAGCUCAUCACCGGCAGAUAUCAGAUCCACACGGGACUACAGCACUCCAUUAUCAGACCCAGCCAGCCGAGCUGCCUGCCUUCACACAUGGACACUCUGCCCGAGAGGCUCCGCCAGGCCGGAUACUCCACACACCUGGUCGGCAAGUGGCACCUGGGCUUCUACAGGAAGGCGUGCCUGCCCACCAGAAAGGGUUUUGACAGUUUCUUUGGUUCUCUGACAGGAAGCGUGGAUUACUACAGUUACGAGUCCUGCGACGGCCCGGGGUUAUGCGGGUAUGAUCUCCAUGAGGGAGAGGGCGUGGCGUGGGGACAGGAAGGGAAAUAUUCGACCACACUCUUCACUCAGAGAGCUCGCAAGAUCCUGGAGAGUCACGACCCCGCGGACAAGCCGCUCUUCCUGCUGCUCUCCCUGCAGGCAGUUCACACUCCGCUACAGACUCCCAAGUCCUACAUCUACCCUUAUCGUGACAUGGCUAACGUCGCCAGGAGAAAGUUUGCCGCCAUGGUGUCCACAGUGGACGAGGCGGUCCGAAACGUCACGUACGCUCUGAGAAAGUACGGAUACUACCGGAACAGCGUCAUCAUCUACUCCACCGACAACGGCGCCCAGCCGUUCACAGGAGGAAGCAACUGGCCGCUCCGAGGGCGUAAGGGUACAUACUGGGAAGGUGGGAUCCGUGGGGUGGGCUUCGUUCACAGCCCCCUGCUGAAACGCAGGAGACGCGUCUCCAAAGCUUUGCUGCACAUCACUGACUGGUUCCCCACACUGGUGGGCCUCGCCGGGGGAAACAUCAGCCAGAGUCAGGGCCUGGACGGUUUUGAUGUUUGGCCCACCAUCAGUGAGGGGAGAGACUCACCUCGUCAGGAGAUCCUUCACAACAUUGACCCCUUGCACAAACCGCUCGUUCAACUCGAGUUCGGGGAUGCUGGUACACAGGAAGCCUCAGUAAAAAAAUUAAAAGUCCCAGGCUUUAAGAAGCUAAAGAAGAAGAUCCUGAAGCAGCAACCGAAGAAGAAGUCAGUGUUCAAAUUGAAGACCACCAAGAAGUAUAAACCCAAACCUAAAUCCAAGCACCUUCCCAAACAGAAGCUUAAGCCCCUCCAAAAAUCAAAACUAAAACCCAAACUCCAGGCCAAAGUCCCUCCUCAGAACCAGAGACCGUCCCAUUACAGACGAGACCUUAAGUCCCACCCCAGUGAUACUCCGUCAGCCUUAGGAACAUCUCAUCCUAAAGCUCGGAAGCCUCAGAACCAACUGCGCUUUAAGACAAACUCCAAGCGGGACGUAUCCCAGAACCAGAACACGUCCCAGCCUGAGACCCUGCUGUCCAAAUCCCAUCCAACGCCCCAACUGAGUCUCCAGCCAUCCCAAUCACUAUGGGACACAUCGGUCCAGGCUGCCAUCAGAGUUGGAGACUGGAAGCUGCUAACCGGAUACCCAGGCCAUGGAGACUGGGUCCCCCCACAGGUACUUCCCACUCUCCCUGGUCGCUGGUGGAACCUUGAACGUGACGUCUCGUUCCACAAACCCUCCACCCACAAAAGCGUCUGGCUGUUCAACAUCACAGAUGACCCGUGUGAGCGGCGGGACCUGGCAGACCAGAGACCAGACGUGGUCCAACAGCUGAUGGCCCGACUCGCCUACUACAACCAAACAGCCGUGCCGGUUUAUUUUCCGCCCGAUGACCCCCGAGCCAACCCCAGCCAGCACAGCGGAGCCUGGGUACCCUGGGUGGACGAAGAGGAGGACGAGGAGGGAAAAUAUCAAGGAGUCUACAAGAAAGGAAAGAACAGUAAGAAGAAGAAGAAGAAGAAGUGUCGGCUCUGCAAGCUGCAGUCUUUCUUUCUGAAACUGAACACCAGGAUGAUGUCCAACCGGAUCUGAGGUCACUGUGUCAAACGCUUUGUUGUUUUUAUUUUGUCAAUCUGCACAUCCUGAAACCGGUGAAGAAAGACGUAACCGGGUGAGUUAAUUCCAACACAUUCCGCUGGAGCGAACUUUUCACCACAGCGUCUUGUCACUACCUUCACUUUCCUUUUCUGAUUUUUUUAAAUUGUUAUACGGAGACGAACGAACCACAUCACACCAUUCACACCGAAUAACCUCACCUGCAUGUCUUUGGGUGUGGGAGGAAGCCGGAGUGCCUGGAGGGAACCCACACAGACGCAAGGGAAACAUGCAAACUCCACACAGAAAGGCUGGGAUUCGAACCUGGAACCUUCCUGCUGUGAGGCAACAGUGCUAAAAAAUAAAAAUACUUUAUAAAAUUACAGCCACUAAUUAAAAUUAGUGACAAAUGGGGUUACAUUAUAACAUAGAAGAAUAUAACAUUAAUUAACUUCCAAUCAAAUCGAUUCGCAUGCCUCGCAUUGAUUUACUGUCUGACUUGAUUGAUAUUUAUGUGCGCUCGGGAUGCAAUUUAGCUCUAUUUCUUUCGGCAUCCGUCCAGUAAACGACAUAUUUAUGUUUUAUUAAGCUCAAUUGCCAGGUUUAAAACAGGUAGUCAAAGAAGUAAUCCAAUGAAAUAAGUUACUUAAAUGAUGUAAUUAAAAUAGCUACAUCACUUAUUAGGUUCUGUAAUCUGUUAUGUUUCAGAAGUAACCUGUCCAGCACUGGUUGCCACACAUGCAGCGUAUGUACUGUCGAAGAUCUUGUCUGAGAUUAGGGAUCACUAGCAGUCCAGCUGGAUUCAGUUCAGGCUUUUAAAGGGUCAUUUCACCCAAAUCGCAACACAUUCUCUGGCUUUGCAGAUACUAUAAUUUGAGUUUGAUUUGUUUUGAGAACAGUUGUUGCCAAGAAAUUUUUGUUAGCGUCAGUUGUUGGCCACACUUUGUUUCCGAUGAAAACUGCUGAUGGAAAGGAACUUCAGUUCCUUGUAAACUGUUUUAGGAAAGAGGCAGCGCUGUGGAGGAAGAUCCAACUGUCUGUGUGUCAACAUACUAUUUAGAGUAAGCGCGGACAUAUUUAUGUGAUUUGGAUGAACUGACCCUUUAAAUUGCUAACCACUCUGGUGGUAGGGAUGUUAUCCCAUUGGCUGUUUUGUGCUGAUGUGAUGUUGUUAUGUAAUUUUGUGUGCAUUUUGUCACCUCAUUAUCAAUGUUUUUGAGAUUCUCAGUUUUAUCGUACGUUUACAUCAGCAGUUCAGACUUUAACGUCCAUAUUGUUGGUUUUGAGGCAAAUGUUUUUGUCCUAAAUGUUUUUUUGUGAAAGCGUGCGCUCGUAAAAAUUAUCUUCUAUAUUUCUGUAUCUGUUUUUGUUGUCUAUCACAUGCAACAAAAUAGGACAAGGAGGUUUUAAUACUUGUACACAUCCCAGUGAGUACAAAUAACGUGCCUAAUGUUAGAAAUACUUGAUGUGUGUCGGGUGUUUUUGUGUUUUACUAUGGCUGAAACAGGCCUUUGCAUACUGUGGCUGUUUGAGGGUACAUAUUUUGAAUUCAUGGUAUGUGUUUUUAAUUCACUUCUUACUUCUGUGAUCAGUAGAAACUUUUGAAUGUGUUAUUUUACAACUUAUUCAGCCCCACAUAUCAUUAACACCACAGUGAUUUAGGAUAUUUUUAAUGUUUUACGGAAACAUGCACAAAAUGAACCGAGUGAAUAUAGAGUAUCUGCUUUCCCCUCCUGCAGGAGCUCAGAAGCCAACAGGAGGAAGUAAAGUGUGUUUCACCAGCAUUAGCAACCGCUUUGGUUCGUGCCGUCUGAGCAACACACCUAACCUCUAAAUAUUUCAGCGUAUUUGCUCAAUACCUAACAAACCAUGACUGUGGUUGCUCUGAGCCCGUUAGUGAAGCGUGCAGCCGAGUGUUCCUGAGAAACACUUUAAAGGGACGCUUGAUUUCUUCAUCCUGAUUCAAUAAAGGAAAGUAAAAUGAA
Messenger RNA from Scatophagus argus, 4572 nucleotides. RefSeq names its product arylsulfatase I-like. The coding region runs from base 377 to 2584 and encodes 735 amino acids. The record is from RefSeq and is a predicted model, not a curated record. The transcript has 11 exons. NCBI's taxonomy places the organism in Eukaryota, Metazoa, Chordata, Actinopteri, Scatophagidae.